AAUUCAGCCAAUUACAGGAAAAUCCAAAACAUAAAAAAGGAGUAUAAAAAAAAAAGAGAGAGAGAGCCAAUAUUCAUACUGAUAUACAGAACAUACAUUUCAACAUGAUAGAACUUGAAGAAGAAAAGAUAUUCAUGGAAGCUGAUUCGGAGAGUAUUUCCAUGGACGACAUGAUCCAAGAGCACGCUAGAAAACUAGGAGUCGAUCUUUCCCAGGUGGACUUGGAUUCGAUUUCACUUCCACCCCAUUUCGAUGAUGAUCAAGAGUUCCUCAACGAUAUCUCUAGUGACGUUGAUUUUGGUGGAGAGUGUGAGGAGAAUUGCUUAAACGAUUUCAGCAAUGUUAUUGUUAUCGACAAUCUUCCUAUAGUUGGAUUUGGAACUAAAAAAUUCGGAAAACUCGAAAGUAUAAUUAGAGAAUUGGAUGGGAUUAAGACUGGGACGAUUAAGCCGGAUGGAUUUUGGAUGCCAAUUAACCCGGAAACUCAAGAAACACUUGGGUAUUGCUUUAUCGAAUUCAACACUCGGGAGGAAGCAGAGCAUGCUAAGAAGAAAACGGAUGGCCGCAUGCUGGAUAGGCGGCACAAAUUUGCUGUCACUUUGAUGGAAGAAUUUGACAGGCUCAUCAACACUCCAGAAGAGUUCAUUGUUCCAGAUUCCGAUGAGAAGCCAAGUAUUUGUCAGGAAAAUCUACAUCAUUGGCUUACUGAUUACAAAGCUCGCGACCAAUAUUCUGUUCAAGCUGGUGAGCACUUGGAAGUUUACUGGAAUGAUCUGAGACUAUCAGAACCUGAGUUUGUGCAUAAUUUGGAGAUUGAGAGCCUUGUGCAGUGGUCACCUAUGGGGACAUACUUGGCUGUGGGAGAUAAGGAAGGGGUUACUCUACAUGGAAGUGCUGCUGGAUUUUGCCCUCUUAUUCAUUUUGCUCAUCCACAGGUUAAGUUGUUUGAUUUCUCUCCAGGGGAGAAAUAUCUGGUGUCUUAUGAUAUUAGUUCAUCUUCAACUCCAAAAAAUGAACAGACACUGGUGCUGCGUAUGUUCGAUGUCAGAACAGGCAGAGUAGUCAGGAGUUUCAGAAAAAAUAGAGAUCUUUUGGCAAAUGGACUACCACCUGGCUCUUCUAUUAGAUGGAGUGGAGGAAGGAAUGAUAUGUACUUCGCUAUCAUGGAGAACAACAUCCUCCUUGUUUGCGAAACUCAAAAUUUUCUAAAAACCAAUAAAUCCCUGCGGAAGAUAGAGAAUGUUCAGAGCUUUAGUUGGUCGCCUACCGACCCUAUUCUUGCAGCCUCUAUUGAAGAAUCACAUGACCAACCUGCAAGGGUGAUUCUUAUAGAUGUUCAAAAGAAACAAGAAGUGAGGCAGAAGACACUCUUCAAUGUCAACCUUUCAAAUAUGUACUGGCAGAGGAAUGGUGAUUAUCUUGCAAUUCAUGUUGAUUACAAAAAGCGAACAGCAAAAGGAAAUGAAUCUGCUAUUCAUAUCUUCUGGAUGAGAGAGCCAGGCAUCCCUGUUGAAAUUUUGGAACUAGAAACUGACAAUGACAAGAUCAUUGAAUUUUCUUGGGAGCCAAAGGGCCAAAGUUUUGGUGUUAUUCAUGGCGAUAACAUGCGCCCUGAUGUGAGUUUCUACUCUUUGAAGAAAACUUCAAAUACAUCCAAAUUCUCGAAGCUUCAAACUCUAAGGAGCAAGCAAGCCAAUACCCUUCAAUGGUCGCCUGCAGGGCGUUUUGUGGUGAUUGCCGGCCUUAAAGAUUUUGGAGGGAAACUCGAAUUUUUUGAUGCUCAUGAAUUCAAGACCUCAGCAAUGACUGAACAUUAUUUGGCUACUGGUAUCGAAUGGGAUCCAACUGGGAGGUAGUGUAUAAUUCCUAUAAAACACGUUAUAUUACGAAAUCCACUUUGCACCUAAUCUGCCAAAAAUUUCUCUGCUUUUUCUUGCAAUAUCUUUGAUGAAAACUUGUAACAGUGGGAAAAUUUUUUGCUGUGAUAUACAGGUACAUCGUGACUUCAGUCAGCAGUAUCAAUGAAUUUGAAAAUGGGUUUAUAAUCUGGUCCUUCUAUGGCAAGAUGCUUUACCUGGUGCAAAUGGAACAAUUUAAUCAGGUAAAAUAUUUCAUAGCUCAUAUUCUAACUUAUCCUUUCUUUUCCCCUGAACUUCCUUAUAUAUGAUCAACAUUGUUUCACUUUUAAAAAGUAGAUGUCAUCCAUUAUAUAAACAUUUAACUGGCUGAUGCAAAUAAAAGAAAGAUCCUGGAUCAAAUCAAACGGUCUAAUCAUUUGGGAUCUUGUUGUUAAUCUCUACUUUGCUCCUUAUGUUUCUUCGAUAACUCUAUUGAAGCUGAACCUGUGAAAUUGCUUCCAUGUAGUUCCAUUGGCGCCCAAGGCCUCCAUCCCUACUCAGUGCAGAUGAAGAGCGAAACAUAGAAAAGAAUUUGAAGGACUACAUUCACAAGUAUGAAGCUGAGGAGCACGAAAUGAGUAGAUGUCGGAGAGAGCAGGAGGAUCAACGAAGGAAGAUGCUGAUUGAUGAAUGGCAGGGAUGGGUGAUGAAAUGGAGAGAAUUGCAGCAAGAAGAAAAGUUUCUCAGGAUGCAUUUACGGGGAGGAGAUGCAUCAGAUGACGAGGACGAAUUGGAAGCCGUAGAAGUUGAUGAAUUUGAAGAAGAAUUAGUAUACAUCGACGAAGAAAUUGUUUUAGAUGAUUAGUUUGAAGUUUGAUAGUUGAAAAACUCGCAGAUCAUUCUGCUAUCUUUGAUAUUAUGAACUUCUUUGGUGUUGAUUGCUAUGUUUGGUAAAACUAAACAUUUUGUGUUUGAUUUUUUCUCGACCAGAUUUACAUUGGCGCAUCAAUCUUCUGCAGUCCAAAAAAUGUAGAGUGUGAAUAUCAAAUUAUUACAUCUAAUUAUUAUACGC
This is a messenger RNA of Oldenlandia corymbosa var. corymbosa, 2910 nucleotides long. The record is from the annotation of a GenBank genome assembly. NCBI's taxonomy places the organism in Eukaryota, Viridiplantae, Streptophyta, Magnoliopsida, Gentianales, Rubiaceae.